This is a messenger RNA of Cannabis sativa, 2594 nucleotides long. Its product is annotated as low affinity sulfate transporter 3. Gene Ontology annotation, cellular component: membrane. NCBI's taxonomy places the organism in Eukaryota, Viridiplantae, Streptophyta, Magnoliopsida, Rosales, Cannabaceae. Gene Ontology annotation, molecular function: secondary active sulfate transmembrane transporter activity. The transcript is spliced from 12 exons. Gene Ontology annotation, biological process: transmembrane transport. The record is from RefSeq and is a predicted model, not a curated record. The coding region runs from base 55 to 2358 and encodes 767 amino acids.
AGGAAUAAUUAAUUGGAUCCACUCCUUUUAUAAGAUCCUUUCAAUGAAACGUAAAUGCACUUUAUUAGCAUCAAAGCUUGGUGUUUUGCUUUCUUUACUGCCCAAAACCAUAAACAUUUAUUUUUGACCUUGCGAGUUCUCCCGAACACUUCAAAAACCAUGGCUUCUUCUGCCAUGGGAGACACCGAUGGCCGUGACGAAAGGGCCAAGUACUUGGGAUUCAGUAGUAUUGCUCCUCAUCCAUAUUCUCCCACCGACUACAACGCCGGAGCAGACCACGAAACCGAAAAAGAGACAAUCAGCUUCCCAGCUGUUGGUUCUCCCAAACACUUCAAAAAAUCAAGCAGUGGUAUCACAACUACCACUACUGGCUCCAUUGAGAACUACCACAGCAUUGAAAUGACCCAAGUCUACGACAACGUCAGCGAAGACAUCGAGAAAAACGGCGUCGUUGAAAGGUCAAGGUGGGUUCUCAACGCCCCUGAACCACCGGGGCUAUUCCGUGAGGCGGCAGACUCGGUUAGGGACACCCUUGGUUCGAUGAGAAACAAGUACUGUAAAUCUCUGAAAAGCCAGAAUAGUUUCACCAAAGGCAUGCUCCUUGUUAACCGAAACAUAUUUCCUAUUCUCGUAUGGGGUCGAAACUACAGCGCAGCCAAGUUCAAGAAUGAUUUAAUGGCUGGUUUAACCAUUGCUAGCCUCUGUAUUCCCCAGAGUAUUGGGUAUGCAACUUUAGCAAGACUUGAUCCUCAAUAUGGCCUUUAUACAAGUGUUGUACCACCACUUAUCUACGCUGUAAUGGGGACUUCGAGAGACAUAGCGAUUGGACCAGUGGCUGUGGUAUCACUACUUUUACCUUCAAUGAUUCAGAAAAUAGUAGACCCCGGAACUGAUCCAAUCACUUAUAGGAACUUUGUUUUAACUGCAACUUUCUUCUGUGGUAUCUUUCAAGGAGCCUUCGGUUUCUUCAGGCUGGGAUUUCUGGUGGAUUUUCUUUCCCAUGCUGCAAUAGUGGGAUUUAUGGCUGGUGCCGCCAUCAUUAUUGGGCUUCAACAACUGAAAGGAUUACUUGGACUCACUCACUUUACCAACAAAACAGAUAUUAUCUCUGUCACUAAAGCUGUUUGGAAUUCAAUUCACCAUCCUUGGAGUCCAUAUAAUUUCAUCAUUGGUAUUUCAUUCCUGGGUUUUAUCUUUUUCACUAGAUUUCUGGGUAAAAAGAACAAGAAACUAUUUUGGUUGCCGGCUAUUGCACCAUUGUUAUCAGUUAUAUUAUCAACUUUAAUUGUAUAUGUAGCAAAAGCUGAUAAAAAUGGAGUUAAAAUUGUUAAACAUAUCAAAGGUGGCAUCAAUCCUAGCUCACUUCAUCAAUUACAGCUUCAUAGCCCCUUUGUUUGGGAAGUGGCAAAAAUCGGACUCAUUGUCGCCGUUGUCGCAUUAACAGAAGCAAUUGCAGUGGGUCGGUCUUUUGCAACAAUGAAAGGGUACCACCUUGAUGGAAACAAAGAGAUGGUGGCAAUGGGAUCCAUGAACAUAAUUGGAUCCUUAACUUCUUGUUAUGUCGCCACUGGUUCAUUUUCCCGGACUGCAGUGAAUUUCAGUGCAGGUUGUGAAACGCUGGUAUCAAACAUAGUGAUGGGCAUUACAGUUCUGAUAUCUCUUCAAUUUUUGACAAAGCUGCUGUAUUACACACCCACAGCAAUACUGGCUUCCAUAAUUCUGUCAGCUCUGCCUGGACUUAUCAACCUCAAUGCAGCCUACCAUAUUUGGAAGCUUGAUAAGCUUGACUUUCUAGCUUGUAUUGGUGCCUUUUUUGGGGUUCUCUUUGCUUCUGUUGAGAUCGGUCUUACAGUUGCGGUGACAAUAUCGUUUGUAAAGAUAAUUCUGAUAUCGAUAAGACCGGGGACGGAAACCCUAGGAAAGCUUCCGGGAACUGAUGUGUUUUGCGAUAUUCAGCAAUAUCCGAUGGCCAUUCAAAUUCCUGGAACAAUCAUUAUUCGAAUCAAGCCCGCCUUGCUUUGUUUUGCCAAUGCUAACUUCAUCAGAGAAAGGAUUAUGAACUGGAUAUCGGAGGACAUAGAAGAAAAUACCAAAAGGACUAUUUAUAAACUUCUCAUUCUUGACAUGUCUAGUUUGCUGAAUAUUGAUACAUCAGGAAUAGCUUGUCUUGAAGAUAUGCAUAGAAAUUUGAAUGCACAAGGAAUCCAGAUAGCUAUUGCCAACCCUAGAUGGCAAGUGAUUCACAAGCUAAAACUAGCUGAGUUUGUGAGUAAAAUUGAAGGAAGGAUCUUCUUGACUGUGGGAGAAGCUGUGAUGAAUUAUGCAACUGCAAAAUUUCCUGUGCGUACCACUACUUAAUUUUCCUAAUUUUAAUCCUUUUUUAAGGGGUGUCAAUCUUCUUUGUUUGUGGUCCAAAUGUACCUCUUCACUUCACUUGCAUUAACACACUUUGAAAAUAAAAUAAGAAAAGGUACUUGUAAGUGCUAUUAGAAAGAGUUUGAUUGUAAUAACAUUUAAAAAAAAUUGAUGAUGGUAUUGUAAUGUAAAAUAUCAACAAUAAUCUGGCUAUAAUAACAACAGGUUCAUUUUGCAAA